Messenger RNA from Theobroma cacao (cacao), 2347 nucleotides. It is a transcript of the gene CBSX6, whose product is annotated as Cystathionine beta-synthase (CBS) family protein. Gene Ontology annotation, cellular component: cytoplasm; nucleus. NCBI's taxonomy places the organism in Eukaryota, Viridiplantae, Streptophyta, Magnoliopsida, Malvales, Malvaceae. The record is from RefSeq and is a predicted model, not a curated record.
CCCACUUGGCCGCCACCUUCCAUCCUCCCUCAAUAAUUCACCAAAAUUUUAAUCUCGUGUAUCUCAAUCUCAUCCACAUGGACCGCAUCAUUCCCCCUAUAAACCCAAACAAAAUGAAAUGUUCUCUCCCAAUAUCACGCUCUUCGUGACACCAAUCCGGUCAAGAGUUUGAGAGAGAGAUCAUCGUGAAUGGGCUUUUGCUGCAAGAACUCUGCUUCUUUCCUCCUCCUUCAAUGGCACCAAAUGUUUGCUUUCUUGUGAUCCUUUAUCGAUUACCCAUCACCGGCAUUCACCUCCUCCUCAUUCUCCUCCACUCCCUCUUAUAGCUCUUCCUUCUCACCGGUUUUCCCGGUUUCACAACAAAAAUAUACCCAGAUUUUUCUUUCAUUUCUUAGGUGUAUACAAGGGAAAAACAGAUCAGAUUUUUUUAAGGCUUUUUUUAUCUUUUAAAUUAAACAUAUAUUAAUUUUACGGAAAACCGAAUAUCUUCUUGUAAGCAUUUCUCUCUUUUUUCUUUUUUGUAACUUCUCUGUUGGGUUGGCUAGGAAAAGUGGGAUAGUGAAGGAAAAUAUUCAACUUUGGAUCGAAUAAACAGAAUCCUAGUCGAGUUCUCUCGGUUAUUAAACAGAAAAUUUAAGGAAUGGCAUCAGUGUUCUUGUACCAUGUGGUGGGGGAUCUGACGGUGGGGAAGCCAGAGUUGGUUGAAUUCUCUGAAACAGAGACGGUGGAAUCAGCUAUAAGAGCAAUAGGAGAGUCGACGGAGUGUGGCAUACCAGUUUGGAAGAGAAGAUCUCAUGUGGGAAUGAUUGAAAAAAAUGAAAUGAGACAACAGAGAUUUGUUGGUAUUUUAACUUCACUUGAUAUUGUCUCCUUUUUGGCCAGAACUCAGUGUUUGGAAGAUCAAGACAAGGCUAUGAAAGCACAAGUUUCUGAUGUUGUUGUCCCUAAUAAUGCUCUGUUGAAGAUUGUUGAUCCUGGCACCAGAUUGAUAGAUGCACUGGAGAUGAUGAAGCAGGGUGUGAGGCGACUUCUUGUUCCAAAGAGCAAGGUAUGGAAAGGCAUGAGCAAGAGAUUCUCAAUUCUUUAUAAUGGGAAGUGGCUCAAGAACAUUGAAAAUGGUAGCAGCAACAACCUCAUCACUAAUGCCAACCCCCCUUCUUCUUCGUCCACCCCCACCUACAUGCGUGACAAGUUUUGCUGUCUCUCAAGAGAAGACAUCAUCCGCUUCCUCAUUGGUUGCCUUGGUGCACUAGCUCCAGUCCCCCUCUCCUCUAUUUCCUCACUUGGUGCCAUUAACCUAAACUACAGCUCUAUUGAAGCCUCCCUCCCAGCUUUAGAAGCAACUCAAAAACAUCCCGGGGAUCCUAGUGCAGUUGCUGUUGUGGAGGUCACACCAGAUGGUCACCAUAAAAUUUUAGGUGAAAUCUCAGCCUCUAAACUAUGGAAAUGUGAUUAUUUAGCUGCAGCAUGGGCUUUAGCCAACCUCUCAGCUGGACAGUUUGUUAUGGGGGUUGAGGAUAAUGUGAGUUCCAGAUUGCUCCCCGACUUUUCUGUUAAUUCAGCAGUUCAAGAUAAUAAAAUAGUCAAUGGUGUUGGGUCAACAAGGCCAAGGAAAUUCAGUAGCAGGAGCAUUGGGUUUAAUCCAGUGAGCCCAAGUUUUGGUGUUGGCAGGAGCAUGUAUAGGGGCAGAAGUGCACCCUUGACAUGUAAAACCACUAGUUCGCUGGCUGCGGUCAUGGCUCAGAUGCUAUCUCAUAGGGCAACCCAUGUCUGGGUGACCGAAGAUGAAAAUGACGAUAUUUUAGUUGGGGUGGUUGGUUAUGCUGACAUCUUGGUUGCAGUGACCAAACAACCAGCUGCAAUGAUUCCCACAACUCGAUCAAUCAAUGAGCUUGGGACUGAAAUCCAAAGUUGAAUUCCGUCCUCCCCUCGUUUCUCCAUUGUGUAUGUCUAUGUGUGUGUGCAUGUCUUUCCUUUUUAUUCUAUCUAUUUUGGUUCCAUUAUUGCACUUUAGUAGCAUUUUAGCCCUCUUAUGCAGCAUAUUAUGCUCUAUGAGGUUGAUGAGAGAUUCGGGCUUGCAGGGGGUUUAUAUAAUGUGUUGUAUAAUUUUGCAACGCCCUUUUCAUGAAAAGAUGUCAAAACAGGGAUUAUAGUUGCUCUCCAUUCUCAUGUAUGCUAGUACUGCAAAUUUAUUAUAGUUGCAAAUACAUUAUUAAACCUGGACAAUGUUUUGAGAGCUUUUGGGAUUAUAAUCAGUUAAUCAGAGACAUCAUGAGUGUACUUCAGGCUUGGCCUUACUGUAGUUCCCACUUGAAUGUAAUACAUUUCUGGGUUUUUUGGUGCUGUA